AGCGCGUCCCGCCGCUGUUGACAGCAUUUCAGAAUGGUGCAGCCAGUCUUGCCUCCUUGGUCGCUGGCUUUCUGCGCUGUGAUGGCCAGUCCUGUCCCGUCAGCCUGCUGCGUGGUGCUCGCCGCGGUGGUGAUGGUGUACGCUCAGAGGCACAGCCAGAUGGACACCCAUGUCCAGUACGAGCGGCUGGGCGCAGACGUGACCAUGCAGUGCGGGGCGAUGGACUGGGACGCGGCCGUGACCUGGACGGCCAACGGCACCGACAUCGAUGAGUCCCACCUCAACGGGUCGCACCUGGUGCUGCGGAAUGUCGACCUCGCACACAGCGGCCAGUACGCCUGCUACGAAGGUUCCUCGUGGCACCUCAAAUACCAGACCUACCUGAAAGUGGGAACCUCGCCCAAGGAGCCAGUGCUGAUGUGCCGAUCCAACAACUACCCCAAGGGAUUCUACUGCAGUUGGCACCUACCCAGUCCCACGUACAUCCCCAACGCCUUCAAUAUCACCGUCAUGCAUGGCCCAAGAGAGUUGGUCUGUGAGAAAGACGCUUUCCCCAAAAACAGGUGUCACAUCAGAUAUCUCCAGCUGUUCUCCACGGUGAAGUACAAGGUGACCUUGACAGUCACGAAUGCCCUGGGCAGAAACGCCACCACAAUCACCUUUGACGAGUUCGCCAUAGGUGGAGCUGUCGGACGGGACGUCCCACACCAUCACCGACGCCUACGCCGGCAAGGAGUACAUCAUCCAGGUGGCCGCCAAGGACAACGACAUCGGCACGUGGAGCGACUGGAGCGUCGCUGUGCACGCCACGCCCUGGACGGAGGAGCCCAAGCACCUCACCACAGAAGCCCAGGUGGCAGAGACGACGACCACCGGCACCUCCUCCUUCGUGCCACCCCCCACCACCAAGAUCUGCGACCUGGAGGCCGUCGUCGGCAGCGGGGCCGUGACUGUGUCCUGGGCAGAGGGAUUGGUACUGGCAGCAGUUGGCGUUCUGUUUAUUUAGCGGACGUAUCACAUUUCUCUUCAUCGCUUCACUUUGUAGAAGGACAGACCUGCCGCGCCGCGAGGGUUUCCCCGCCCGCUCCCCGAACUGCCAGGGGGACCGCGGAGCCUUUACAAAAAGAGAGAGAGACUACCCCCCUCCCCUGAUGCCCCCCCCCCAAACAGCGAGACGCGAACCCCGGCCGCGCUGCAGCGCAGCGCCCAGAGGAGAGCGCCAGCCAUCCCGGGCGAGAGAUCGGAUCAUACAGCUAAACCGCCAUGCCAAAGAUGCUACGCGACUUCGCUUCGCGCCCACGGCGCUCUGCUGCCGCCGCCGCCACAACACGGGUGACGAAACGUGUCAAACACACACGGGAAGGGGGAGGGGCCUCGAACCCACAAUGAGCCUUGUCAGGGGGCGACCCCCCUCCUCACUCCUCCCAGGGGGCUCUGAAGAACUGAACUGGCUUCCAGAAGCCCCAGGCUGGAGGGGCGCCGGGGGGGUUACUCCCCCGGAUGCGGUUCCCCACCCCCAGCCCCCAUGUGACAGGACAUGAGCGCUGUUUUCACGAGCGCAGACUAGUGCAUUGGGGGCUUUCUUUUUUACAGGAAAAAGGAAUCUAAGAAAACAACAGCCAAACCGACCCUCCUCCCUCCACCGCCCGCCUGCCCUGGACUCCCGGCACCUCCCAAACACCCACCCACGCCCCCCAGCCCGGGCGAAAUCAGUGAGGAGACGAUAGCUCCGGUGAAGUCUGCGACUCUCCCCUGGCCCAUCGCCUGGUUGUCUCUCUUUUUAUCACCUCCCUUCCAUUUCUACAGGGAAGCGCCUCGGUUUCUGUAUUUGUCUUAUUAUUGAAAAACAAAUAUUCAUAAUGGAACUGUAGCGACACAAACAUAUCUCCUCCCCAUGCUCGUCCGUUCCCACCCCCCGUCCUUCGUUCUCUCCUCCCCCCACGCCCGCCGCACCCCGGUCCUGUUUUGUAAGACAGCUCCCUGCCCGUUCCGAGUGCAGUAUUUAAUACCCAACGUCCCAGUAUUCCAAAAGUUAACAUACUGUAUUUGAAUUUUUUAUAGAUGUAUAUAUAAAAAAACAAACAAAAAAAUACACACACCCCCAAAAACACCCACCAAAAAUAAAAACCAACCCAGGAGAGAGGUUGUUCAUUAAACGUGAUCAUUUCGUGAUGA
Molecule: messenger RNA, 2175 nt
Organism: Malaclemys terrapin pileata
Lineage: Eukaryota; Metazoa; Chordata; Testudines; Emydidae
Gene: CNTFR
Product: ciliary neurotrophic factor receptor
Exons: 8
Coding region: 34-1152 (372 amino acids)
Biological process (GO): cytokine-mediated signaling pathway
Cellular component (GO): ciliary neurotrophic factor receptor complex; CNTFR-CLCF1 complex; external side of plasma membrane
Molecular function (GO): cytokine binding; ciliary neurotrophic factor receptor activity
Source: RefSeq, a predicted model, not a curated record